AACUACGCAUUACGAAACUUAUGUUCGAUCAAAUAAGCCACACGUUGCAAAUAUGCCGUUACAUUUUUUGUCAACCAAAUUCGACAUUCAUUGUCCUCCAUACUAAAACUCCUCGCUUGGUGAGCGGAAAAAACGCCACCUGCUAGAGAAGAUAGAUUUUGGGCCCAGUUAUCCCUCUCGCUUUGCCUCUUCCUCUCUGCAUAAAGUAACUGUAUGUCUAGUGACGUCAUCUAAUUUCCGUUGCCAUUCUCGUCAGUGCCUCUACAAUCAAGGCAGGCUGGAGUAGCUUUCCAACAAAAGUAUAAAAAGUAUCGACUAAGACUCCCGUUCGGAUUUUUAACUUUCUUUUGCACAAAUAACCCGAAUAAUGGAGUCGGAGUUAUGGAAUUAAAGCCACGAGCACUAGCAAUGGACGUUCUUCUUGUGGAAUUACUGUUUUAUAGCAGCUUGCUCUCUCUGGUUCAUGGAUCUCCCUUGCUGCUGUUUGCCAACCGGCGGGAUGUGAGGCUGGUGGAGGUGGGGAGGCCGGAGUCGGUGGUGGUGGUCAGUGAUCUGGAGGAUGCUGCUGCCGUGGAUUUUCUCUACUCUGAAGCACUCAUCUUCUGGACUGACGUCAGCGAGGAGGCCAUCAAGCAAACCUACUACAAUCAGUCCACUCACUCUCUGAAAGAGGCCAUGGGGACAGGGCAGACUGUUGUCGUGUCAGGCCUCGACUCCCCUGACGGACUGGCUUGCGAUUGGUUGGGCCGUAAACUAUACUGGACCGACUCGGAGACCAACCGCAUUGAAGUAGCCAACCUGGAUGGCACAUCUCGGAAAGUGCUCUUCUGGUUAGACCUGGACCAACCCCGGGCCAUCGCCCUGAACCCAGCCCAUCGCUAUAUGUACUGGACAGACUGGGGGGAGGAGCCUCGCAUCGAGAGGGCGGGGAUGGACGGCAGCAACAGGAAGAUCAUCGUGGAGGUGGACAUCUAUUGGCCGAACGGUCUCACCAUUGACCUGGACGAACAGAAACUGUACUGGGCCGACGCCAAGCUGAGCUUCAUCCACAGAGCUAACUUGGAUGGCUCCUCACGGGAGACUGUGGUGGAGGGCACCCUCACCCACCCGUUUGCCCUCACCCUGUCAGAGGAGACUCUGUACUGGACAGACUGGCAGACCCGCUCCAUCCACGCCUGCAACAAACACACAGGAGACAAGAGGAGGGAGAUCCUCAGUGGAAUCUACUCCCCCAUGGACAUCCAAGUGCUGGGUCCAGAUAGACAGCCAGACAUCCAAACUCCUUGCAGUGUGGACAACGGAGGCUGCUCCCACCUGUGCCUGCUGUCCCCCAUACAGCCUUUCUACAGCUGUGCCUGCCCCACUGGAGUCAAGCUCAAGGAGGAUGGGAAGACCUGCCGCCCAGGUGCAGAGCAGGUUCUGCUGCUGGCCCGGAGGACUGACCUGCGGAGGAUCUCUCUGGACCUCCCAGACUUCACCGACAUUGUCCUUCAGGUGGAUGACAUCCGCCAUGCCAUCGCCAUUGACUACGACCCCGUGGAUGGAUACGUGUACUGGACUGAUGACGAGGUCAAAGCCAUCCGCCGCUCCCGUAUCGAUGGCACUGAGGCCCAGACCCUGGUCACCACUGAGAUCAACCACCCAGAUGGCAUCGCAGUGGACUGGGUGGCCCGGAACCUGUACUGGACGGAUACUGGCACUGACCGUAUUGAGGUUACCAGGUUGAACGGAACCUCCCGGCGUAUUCUGAUCUCAGAGAACUUGGAUGAACCAAGGGCCAUUGUGCUGGACCCUGUCAAUGGUUACAUGUACUGGACAGACUGGGGGGAGAAGCCCAAGAUAGAGCGAGCUAACCUGGAUGGAACUGAGCGUCUCGUGCUGCUCAAUACCUCGCUGGGUUGGCCCAACGGUUUAGCCAUCGACUAUGAAGCAGGAAAGCUGUAUUGGGGCGAUGCCAAGACAGACAAAAUUGAGGUGAUUGACGUGGAUGGCUCCAACAGGGUGACCCUGCUGGAGGACAAGCUUCCCCACAUCUUUGGCUUCACGCUGCUAGGCGACUACAUCUACUGGACGGACUGGCAGAGACGGAGCAUCGAGAGGGUCCACAAGACCGACGCCAUCCGAGAGAUCAUCAUCGAUCAGCUGCCUGACCUUAUGGGUCUCAAGGCCACCAGAGUCACAGAGACCUCCGGCACGAACGGCUGUGCGGAAGACAACGGCGGCUGCAGCCACCUGUGUUUCCACCGGCCACAGGGCCUGCGCUGUGCCUGUCCCAUGGGCCUGGAGCUGCUCAGUGACAUGAGGACGUGCGUGGUGCCCGAGGCUUUCCUGCUUUUCACCAACCGGGCUGACAUCCGCUCCAUCUCUCUCGGCACAAACUCUAACGAUGUGGCCAUCCCACUCACCGGGGUCAAGGAGGCCUCUGCCCUCGACUUUGACGUCUCCGAGAACAGGAUCUACUGGACUGACGUUAGCACCAAGACCAUCAGCAGGGCCUUCAUGAAUGGCAGCUCUGUGGAGCAUGUGAUAGAGUUUGGCCUGGACUACCCAGAGGGCAUGGCAGUGGACUGGAUGGGCAGGAACGUGUACUGGGCCGACACCGGGACCAACCGCAUCGAGGUGGCCCGGCUGGACGGACAGUACCGGCAGGUCCUGGUGUGUAAGGACCUGGACAACCCUCGCUCCCUGGCCCUCGACCCCGCCAACGGUUACAUGUACUGGACUGAGUGGGGAGGCAAGCCCAGGAUCGCCAGGGCCCACAUGGACGGCAGCAACAUAGUGACCCUAGUGGACAAAGUGGGCAGAGCAAACGGCCUCACCAUCGACUACAUUGACCAGAGACUGUACUGGACCGACCUGGACACCUGCAUGAUAGAGUCAACCAACAUGCAAGGUCUACAGAGGGAGAUAGUGGCUGACGACCUCCCGCACCCGUUUGGUCUGACCCAGUACCGGGAUUAUAUCUACUGGACCGACUGGAACCUGCGCAGCAUCGAGCGGGCAGACAAGCGCAGCGGCCUCAACCGCACCAUGGUCCAGGGACACCUGGAGUACGUCAUGGACAUCCUGGUCUUCCACUCCUCCCGCCAGGAUGGUGCCAACGACUGCUCCCAGAACAACGGCAACUGUGCCCACCUGUGCCUGGCGUCGCCCGCCGGCGCCCAGUGCCGCUGUGCCUCCCACUACACCCUGGAUUCCAACGGCAGGAACUGCAGCUCCCCCUCCAGCUUCCUCCUGUUCAGCCAGAAGGCCUCCAUCAGCCGCAUGGUUCUGGGGGAGCAGAGCCCCGACAUCAUCCUGCCCAUCCACGUGCUCCGCACCGUCCGGGCCAUCAGCUAUGACCCCCUGGACCACCUGGUCUACUGGGUGGACGGACGACAGAACAUCAGGAGGGCCCGCGACGAUGGCACACAGUCAUCAGUGGUGGUGUCCACCACUACCACCCACCAGCAGCAGCCUGACAAGCAGCCCCACGACCUGAGCCUGGACCCCUACAGCCGUACUGUCUACUGGACUUGUGAGGCCACCAACACCAUCAACCUCCAGCGCCUAGACGGAGAUGCUGUGGGCGUGGUGCUGAGGGACGAACACGACAAACCCAGAGCCAUCGUUGUCAAUGCAGAGAAAGGGUACAUGUAUUUCACCACCAUGCAGGAUCGCUCUGCUAAGAUCGAGGGAGCGUCUCUGGACGGGACGGAGCGGGAGUCUCUGUUCACCACGGGUCUGAUCCGGCCUGUAGCCCUAGCCCUGGACAACAAGCUGGGAAAACUGUUCUGGGUGGACGCUGACCUGAAACGCAUCGAGAGCAGUGACCUCACUGGAGCCAAUCGGAUCGUCCUCCAGGACUCAAACAUCCUGCAGCCCAUGGGUCUGACGGUGCUGGGAGAGCACCUGUACUGGAUCGACAGACAGCAGCAGAUGAUCGAGCGGGUGGACAAGCUGACGGGGGAGAAGAGGACCCGCAUCCAGGGUCGCAUCUCCUACCUCACCAGCAUCCACGCUGUGGAAGACAUGGACCCUACCGAGUUUGCUUCUCAUCCCUGUUCCCGUGACAACGGAGGCUGCUCACACAUCUGCAUCGCCAAAGGAGACGGGACGCCUCGCUGCUCCUGUCCCAUGCACCUGGUCCUGCUGCCCAACCUGCUGGUCUGUGGAGAGCCGCCCACCUGUUCCACAGAGCAGUUCACCUGUGCCACAGGCGACAUUGACUGCAUCCCCAUGGCGUGGCGUUGUGACGGCUUCGCCGAGUGUGACGAUAACAGUGACGAGGAGAAGUGCCCAGUGUGCUCGGCCUUCCAGUUCCAGUGUGACAAGGGCCAGUGUGUGGAUGCUCAGCUACGCUGUAACGGAGAGGCAGACUGCACAGACAACUCCGAUGAACAGGACUGUGACACUAUCUGCCUGCCCAACCAGUUCCGCUGUAACAACAACCAGUGCAUCCUGAAGAAACAGCAGUGUGACUCCUACAGUGACUGUGCUGACAACUCUGACGAGCUCUUCUGUGAAUUCCUCACCCCCUCGUCAAACGACAUUCACUCAUCUCACACCAGCACCAUAGGCCCUGUCAUUGGCAUCAUCCUGUCAGUGUUUGUGAUGGGAGGGAUGUACUUUUUGUGCCAGCGGGUCGUGUGCCGCCGUUACAAAGGUCCCAACGGAGCCUUCCCCCACGAGUACAUCAGUGGCACCCCCCACGUACCCCUCAACUUCAUCGCCCCUAGCAGCUCACAGAACGGAACCUUCACAGGUAAAGAAGGUAUCUCGUGUGGGAAGUCUAUCAUGAGUUCUGUCAGUCUGAUGGGGAGCAGCAGUAGUGGAACUCCGCUCUACGACAGGAACCAUGUGACAGGGGCCUCCUCCAGCAGCUCAUCCAGCGCCAAGGGAGCCUUCUAUCCACAGAUGCUCAACCCUCCUCCCUCUCCAGCCACGGAUCGCUCCCUGUAUAACGCAGACGUCUUCUAUUCCUCUAACAGUCCCUCCACCACCAGGUCUUACAGGCCUUAUCUAAUGCGAGGCGUGGCACCCCCCACCACCCCCUGCAGCACUGACGUCUGUGACAGCGACUACACCACAAGUCGCUGGAAGAGCAACAAGUACUACAUGGACCUUAACUCAGACUCUGACCCCUACCCUCCUCCCCCCACCCCCCGGAGCCAGUACCUAUCAGCAGAGGAGAGCUGCCCCCCUUCUCCAUCCACAGAGCGCAGUUACUUUCACCUCUGUCCCCCGCCCCCCUCACCCUGCACUGACUCUUCAUGACACUUGGGGAAAUAGCCAUGUCUGUAAAUAAUUUUAAAUAUGAACAAAUUAGAUAAUUCUAUUUUAUUCAUUUCCACUGAUUGCCAUGGGUUAAAGUGGGGAUGGGAUGGAAUAGGGCCAGAUCAAGUGUGAAAUUGUUGUACAGUGUGAAUUGUAUCACUUGUCUUUAUCUUUCAUGUUUCCCACCUUCGUUUCAGAUGGAGUAUCGUCCUAAUUUAGAGAAUACCUUCAAUUUGACGCCGUUCUAUUGGCCUUUGUUUUUUCAGCAAAAUACUUUAGAACUUCCUUCAAACAACAGAUACCUAUUUACGGUGACAUUUAACAAGCGGACACCAAUAUCGAUUUGAGGAAGUACUCUAUUCAAAAAUAUUAAACUGGUUAUGUGGCCAGCCAAAAGAAUUUAAAAAAAUUAUAUUGUAAAUAUUUGUAAUUAAGUAAAUAAUAAUUGUUUUCAUAACAGCCAUCAUAUGUUCUUAUUAAUGAUUUUAUUUGUGAUUUGAAAUUGUCCCAAGCAUAUGUUUAUUUUACAAUAUACCAAAAGUGUGUUUGCUGCUACUGUACAUAUAUACUGAGUUAUAAAAACACUUAAAAAAAAAAAAAAAGGAAAGCACCCAACCAAACAAUUACAAUUUGCGUAUUAAGACUGACAAUAGAUCAUGAAGCUAUUUGACUGUUUUUAAUUAUUUGUCUAGCAACAUUGCAAUUGUUUUUUUUGUGUAGAACAGUAUUCACAUGUGCAUUUGUGAAAUUGUGUUCAUUGUUUUGAAGGAGUCUGUAUGAAAUAACUCAUAAGAACGGCUUCAUCAUUGAUGCAGUUGUCACCCAGAAAUGACAAGGCUAGACACAACCUUUUAACUCUCUCGUGAAUCUCUUCACUUUAUCAUUAAACUGAUAUGCCAUGUCAGUGUGCUCUAUUUACAUAUGACAUAUUACACUGACUAUUCCUUUAAAAAAAWWAAAAAWUUAAGAUGCCAAUARGGUUGGUAUUUCAGCUUUUUUUAGUUUAAAAAAAACUGUUCCAUCAUCCUCUUCUCUAAACAAUUUUACUAUCCUCAUACCUUUCAAUUUAAUUCUAUAGAUUGAAUUUCAUCAGUGGUGAAUAUCAUGCACCUGUAAAAUCAUGGCUCCAUUAUAUUGUCUUGUUUUGAAGGUCUAUGUGUACGCUCAGCAAGCUGUCAGUUGCUAAAUUGAGCACUUACUUAAAAAUGAACUAUCCAACCAGUUAUGAAAUGUGAACAGUGAAUGUAAAAAUGACUGUUGGACGUGCAGAGGGAAAUGUAUAUUAAAUUCAUACCUCUUUUAAAGCUUAUUUCCAAGCUUUUUCUCAGUCAUUUGGAUAUUUGUGUAUAGGCAAUUAACAAUGGUGCUGACAUAAGAAGUGAAAUUAAAUCAUGUUCAACAUUAGUGUUAUGACAUAGUGUCAGGCCUCCAUCUUUAUGUUGAACACCUCUGGCUUCUACCAGAGAGGUUGUAUAGGUUCCUCAGACCUCCACAACAAAACCUGCUGCCCUGCCCAUUUUAAGCCUUGUUGCUGGAUAGYGAAAACUUCGACUCUACUUCAUUGUGCCAGUAUAUAGAUGCUCUCCGUACAAACUCUGUUUUGUGUUUUAAAUGCCUUGUGUAAUUUACACUUGUGAUAAUUUUUGUAUCAAAAGCAUUUUUAUAUAAUAAAGGUUAUAUUUUAAGGAA
Messenger RNA from Salvelinus sp. IW2-2015, 6945 nucleotides. RefSeq names its product low density lipoprotein receptor-related protein 5 (gene lrp5). Lineage: Eukaryota; Metazoa; Chordata; Actinopteri; Salmoniformes; Salmonidae. Gene Ontology annotation, molecular function: Wnt-protein binding; Wnt receptor activity. Gene Ontology annotation, biological process: canonical Wnt signaling pathway. The record is from RefSeq and is a predicted model, not a curated record.